AACAUCAAAAACAUUGAGGAAUUGGUUUCAAAACUUCACAAAGACAAGAAUCUGAUUUCGGAGUUACAAUAUGUCUCAAGUUAAUGUUUGUGAGGUUUGCGGCGACCCCAGCAGCGAAGAAAUGUUAAUACGUUGUGACUCUUGUAAGAAUUCGAUUAUUCACCGCUAUUGCAUGGUAAAAGAGCCAAGUCCUUCUAUAGAAUGUGUAACUUGGAUCUGUGAGGAUUGUCAUGGGAGUGACAACGAGUCUGAUGAGAAUGACAACAACCCUGAUGAGAGUGACAACGAGUCUGAUGAGAGUGAGAGCGAGUCUGAUCGUAGUGAAGUUACUUCAUGUGAGGACUAUGAGGGGAGUGACUUCGACUCUGAUAGUGAAUUUGAUUAUUUUCCAAAUACAAGAUAUCUAUGGUAUAAGAGUUACAAAAAAAGAAGAAAGAAAGAAUAACAUCAACCUUAGCUGUUGAGGACCAUAUUGAAACCAUUAACGUGUCUUCUUUAUGAGUUGAAGAAGAUGUUAAAAGUGAUCUAAGAGAUUUGUGUUCAUG
This is a messenger RNA of Capsella rubella, 545 nucleotides long. RefSeq lists its product as uncharacterized. Lineage: Eukaryota; Viridiplantae; Streptophyta; Magnoliopsida; Brassicales; Brassicaceae. The transcript is spliced from 3 exons. The record is from RefSeq and is a predicted model, not a curated record. The coding region runs from base 71 to 445 and encodes 124 amino acids.